GUGACAGCCGCACUUGUGUUUUGUUCGCCAGCUGUGUCCCCGCCCCCUCACGUGUCUGUAUUUAGACUCCGCCUCCCCCAAUGACACUGACACCCAAACACUCGGCCAAAGCCGCCUCACCCCGGGAUGGAACAGCAGUCAUCUUUCCAACUGGAAGUAAAGUGGAAACAAUUGUAUCAACGUAUGGCAAGAAUGUAACGCUUCCAGUCCCUUACUGCCAGCUAAUUAGAGAGACAGCCAGAUCACAACAAUGUACGACAAUGGAUACUGUUGCUUAAUGGAUUUCCUGUAUUAAAGAUGUUCCGAGGCCCAAGGCUGCAGAUAUGACAGAUACUCAGAUCCCUGCGAAUGCCGCAUCUGGACCCCCUGAUCCGUUUUCACUUCCCGAGUCCCUGAAUUUUAGCAUUGCCAUCAUAGGACCCCAGGGGUCAGGAAAGAGUACACUGGCCCGGGCUUUGAGCCACCAAACUGAGCAGUUUAGCAAUGGAUUCCUGGAGUCAUACUUUAAAGGAGAAGAAGGGUCUCAUGAGGUUUCCAAGUAUCCUUAUCCCCCUCUCCCCAAUGUCACACUCCUUGACUACCCUGGCUACAAGGCUACAGACUCACUAGCCUCUUACCUAGAUGGGAUUAAGCUAGACACUGUGCAGUACCUUCUGGUGACUGUAGGGGGAGCUGUAUCUGACACUGACCUGCAACUCUUAGGAACACUCAAGCAGAAGGGGAAGCAGCACUGUAUGGUCCAGACUCACACAGACUUACUUUUGCACACAGAGAAGAGAAGGCAGGGGAAGAGUUACUGGAGAGGGCAGACACUGCAGGGAAUGAGGAGCAGAGUGGAGGAACAUCUAGGGGGAGCUGGGCUACAAGGAUGCAGGGCAUUCCUUCUCUCUGCCCUCGAACCUCAAAGCUUUGAUUUUCCGGCCAUGAUGGAUUAUAUGGAGGGAGAAAUCCUGCGGUGGCCAAGAUCAGUUGAAAACAACAUAGAGAACCAAUGCCAGGAGCUGGUGUCUGUAUUUGCAAUGCCGUGUGAUCAAGAAGGGCUGGUGGAAUUCCCACCCUAUCUCAGCAUCUUGUUAGACAUACCUCCCCCUGUACCUGCUAUUGUGGGUGUGGCAGGCAGCAAUAAAGAGACCAUUGUCCAUGGUCUUUCUGAUCCUCCGAUGUCAGGACUUUUGAUAAAAGCCCUACCAGGGCCCAGCAGUCCACCGCUGCCUGUUGAUCAGUAUCUGCAAAACUUACAGCUAGAAUCAUGUGAUGUCUAUCUGAUUGUAGAGUCUGGGCUGGACAAUAGCUUCCGUGCCACCUUGGUGGAGGCAUUGGUAGCGGCUGGCAAGCAUUGUAUGCUGAUUGGUGGAGACGGAAACCACAUCGGUGGAGGGAAGGAACCUGGGCAUGAUGAUGAAGAAAAGCGAGCAUAUCAAGGUGCCACUGAUUUGCGAGGGCUAAAGGUUGCUUUAGAAAAAGGGGCUUCUCAGUUGAUAAGAGAGAGACUAUUGCAUUGUCUUCCAUCUAUAGUAGCUCAGUUGGUGAGGAGAGAGCAGAGGAGGAUUAUGAUGGGGGUACAUAACCUAUGUCUGGAUGUAUGCACUAAGGCAUUUUAUGGGCAAAUUCCACAAGCCCUCUCCUCACUUUCUGCAGCUCUGUCCUCUUUCCGUUCUCGGUUUGGUCUGGACGAAGAUUCCAUUUCACGAAUAGCUCAAGUAACUGGGUGCUCUGCUGAGGAUUUACACUCUGAAAUCCACUGCCCCCUGACAGUGCCCCAGAGCACAGAGCAGUUGCAGCAAAUGGUGUCUCAGCCUCUGUCACUAUCUGAAUUAGUCUGGAGUUACAUCCCGGUCUGGGGUGGGACAGAGACAGCACCCAUCUUUUCUCCAGAGCGCACUUAUAGGCUGCUAGUUGAGAGUGUAUUUGGAAUGGCACAAGAUGCAGAGAGAGUGCUGCUCCGGGGUUGCACCAAGCAAAAAGGGACUAAAGAGAGUGCUGUCACCUGUCGCUGGCCCUGUAUUUGAAGAUCUAAUGUUACAAGAGCAACCUGCUUCUCCUUACCCUUGCCUGAGCUGAAUAACAUAGAGCCCAAUGCUUCUUGGUCUUAUCUUCUGAGCAUGCAACUUGGCAAAAUAAGGAAACUGCCAUCGAGUUUCCUGGCACCACUUUUGCAAAUAUAUGUCUAUUUAAACAUAUCUUGCCUAAGUAGCUAAAAAUUAGGCUAGAGGUUCUACGUGCGUUUCACAAAGCUGAUAAUAUAUUAAGAUAUUUAAAGAUUUGAAGAUGGCCUGAAGACCUGACUGGCUCCCAUUCCUAACCCUAUCCCCUCGAUCCAACUGUCCCAUUAUAUGGCAAGUCUUGCAUUUCUGGAAACUCAUAAUAUAUAAAGAUAAUUAACACUGAAGUGCAAUACCAUGUCCUGAAGACCUGCUUGGCUCCCAUACUUAGCCCCAUCCCUUCCACCCAACUGUCCCAUCACAUGGCAAGUCUUGCAUUUCUGGAAGAUAUUUGAAGAUGGCCUGAAGACCUGCCUGGCUCCCAUACCUAACCCUAUCCCAUCCAACUGCCCCAUCACAUAGUAAGUCUUGGGCUCAAGGUGCAGAGUUACAAUAAAUGAGUUUGUAAUGAAAUUCAGAAGAAGCUGAAGACAAAAGUGGUUUAAAUGCAGUAGGUGACACUUAUUCACCAACGGCUUCCGCUCUAAAGAGAAGAAGUGACUUGUCACACACUUGAUGGCAGACAGCUAUGAAGUAAUAUGUAUGGGGCCUAUGUUUGGAUAUAUGAAUGUGAUAUAUCUUUUCCAAUAUAUGGUGCCUACCAUUUAUAACUUUAGUAUUUUCCAAUGAUAGAUGUACACAAUAAUUUACAUAUUUCUUCGUUCCUGCCUACUUAAAAGGAUUGUAGUAAUCCUUAGUUAGGUAGUAGACGUCCUGAGUUUUUAUGACCUAAACUCUAGUUUCUACCUACUUCAAAGGAAUACCCAUCCUGUAGUCUAAUCGAAUGCACAAUAAGUUAGGUCCAUCCAGGAUGCUUUGAUUCCUAAUUAUAUAUAGCAGGUGUGUGGUCUGACAACAACAUACCCUGAGAAACCAUCUGGAGAGGGUCUUUUACAUUUUAAAGAGGAACUGUUUGUACAGUUGUUAUUGGUCAAAAAAGAACAUCAAAAGAAAUGAGCUGGUUUAACUAAAACAAUAAGAUACCUGUUUAACUUGUCGUCAGCCAAUCAGAACCAUUUCCCAUUUUGGUCAAUGGGAUAGAAACAGUAUAACAAUGGAGCUGGUUUUGGCAGAUUUUGAAACGAAGGAAGAGAGAGAGAGAGAGAGAGAGAAAGAAGGUAGUAGAAGGAAGUGCAUAGGGAAAAGCUCUUUUGUAGAUUAUACCCUAUACAUAUAACUUGUGGGCACAUUUUGAAAGACCUCUGUAUCAUUUGCUGUCUCUGGGCUGGAUAUUCUCAAGAAAUCGUUUCAUCUCUGGGAACCUCGGUUGCAUCCUUUUACCUUGCUGUUGUAAAUUGCAACAAUUACGGAUACAUACGUCUCUAAACUUACACAACAAGCAAUAUCUGUGUGGCAGUGCCAGGACAGCAAGCUGGAGACACAUGAAGGAAACAUGGUUCUGUGAUGGCUGACCGACAAGACUUCCCUACAUUAUAAUCCUAAUUUAUUAGAUUAGGGAUCGGAUUUCUUGCUUUCCUGCUGCUGAAUAAAUCCAGUGCAUACUCCAGGUUGUGGGAGGCUGUCACAUGUACCAACAGUUUGUGCAUGAUACACAACAAAAGUUGAUGCCCAAAUUACUAACGGAGCACUCACUAGCACCACCUCUGGCUGAUGUGAGGAGCAUAUGUCUGUUACAAGAGAAAUGUGUUUACAGGGGCGUAACUAUAGAGGAAGCAGACCCUGCGGUUGCAGGGGGGCCCAGGAGUGUAGGGGCCCCAGUGAGACCCUAAUUAAUUAGCAAUUUUAAUAUAUCUUGGUAAAACAGGCCAACUUAUAAAUAUUUUGGGGCCCUAAAUUGAAUUUGCUAUGGGGCCCAGUAAAAACUAGUUACGCCACUGUGUGUUUAUAUGCUUUGUGUUGCACAUGUCAUAGUGCUAAUAAAUAACCCUUUUGUUUCCA
Molecule: messenger RNA, 4100 nt
Organism: Xenopus laevis (African clawed frog)
Lineage: Eukaryota; Metazoa; Chordata; Amphibia; Anura; Pipidae
Exons: 4
Coding region: 324-2009 (561 amino acids)
Source: RefSeq, a predicted model, not a curated record